GAGGGCAGGCGGCCGGCUGCUGGCGGGGCAGCCCUCCUAGCUGCCCGCUUUGCGCCGCCGGCCCACGCCGCAGUGUGUUUUGUGGACGGCGCCUUCCCAGACAACCCGGUAGACGCCAGCGGAGCUCGUGGCCGCCUUCGACGCGAUGUUUCGCCGGAGCCUGAACCGUUUUUGUGCUGGAGAAGAGCAACGAGUUGGUACGCGCACAGUGUUUGUUGGCAAUCAUCCAGUUUCUGACACAGAAACGUACAUUGCACAGAGAUUUUGUGAUAAUAGAAUAGUAUCAUCAAAGUAUACACUUUGGAAUUUCCUCCCAAAGAAUCUGUUUGAGCAGUUUAGAAGAAUUGCCAAUUUUUACUUUCUCAUAAUUUUUCUUGUACAGGUCACUGUAGAUACACCAACAAGCCCAGUUACCAGUGGCCUUCCACUUUUCUUUGUUAUAACUGUUACAGCCAUCAAGCAGGGAUAUGAAGAUUGGCUUCGACACAGAGCUGACAAUGAAGUCAACAAAAGCACUGUUUACAUUAUUGAAAAUGCAAAGCGAGUGAGAAAAGAAAGUGAAAAGAUUAAGGUUGGUGAUGUAGUUGAAGUACAAGCAGAUGAAACCUUUCCCUGUGAUCUGAUUCUUUUAUCAUCCUGUACCACUGAUGGAACCUGUUAUGUCACUACAGCCAGUCUUGAUGGGGAAUCCAAUUGCAAGACACAUUAUGCAGUACGAGAUACCAUUGCACUGUGUACAGCUGAAUCCAUUGAAAACCUCCGAGCAGCAAUUGAAUGUGAACAGCCUCAACCUGACCUCUACAAGUUUGUUGGACGAAUCAAUAUAUAUAGUGAUAGUCUUGAGGCUGUUGCCAGGUCUUUGGGUCCUGAAAAUCUUCUUCUGAAAGGAGCUACACUAAAAAAUACCAAGAAAAUAUAUGGAGUUGCUGUUUACACUGGAAUGGAAACCAAAAUGGCUUUGAAUUACCAAGGAAAAUCUCAGAAACGUUCUGCUGUUGAAAAAUCCAUUAAUGCCUUCCUAAUUGUAUAUUUAUUCAUCUUACUGACCAAAGCUGCAGUAUGCACUACUUUGAAGUAUGUGUGGCAAAGUAACCCAUACAAUGAUGAACCUUGGUAUAACCAAAAGACUCAGAAAGAGCGGGAGACAAUGAAGGUUUUGAAAAUGUUCACCGACUUCCUGUCAUUCAUGGUCCUAUUCAAUUUUAUCAUUCCUGUCUCCAUGUAUGUCACUGUGGAAAUGCAAAAAUUCUUAGGUUCUUUCUUCAUUACAUGGGAUAAGGACUUUUUUGAUGAAGAAAUUAAUGAAGGAGCCUUGGUUAACACAUCAGACCUUAAUGAAGAACUUGGUCAGGUGGAUUACGUAUUUACAGAUAAGACUGGAACGUUAACUGAAAAUUCCAUGGAAUUCAUUGAAUGUUGCAUAGAUGGGCACAAAUAUAAAGGUGAAAUUCAAGAAGUUGAUGGAUUAUCUGAGACUGAUGGACCUUUGACAUACUUUGACAAAGCAGAUAAGAAUCGAGAAGAACUCUUUCUGCGUGCCUUGUGUUUAUGUCACACUGUAGAAAUUAAAACAAAUGAUACUGUUGAUGGAACUACAGAAUCAGCUGAAUUAACAUAUAUCUCCUCCUCACCAGAUGAAAUAGCUUUAGUGAAAGGAGCUAAAAAGUACGGGUUCACAUUUUUAGGAAAUCGGAGUGGAUAUAUGAGAAUAGAGAACCAAAGAAAAGAAAUAGAAGAGUAUGAACUUCUCCACACCUUAAACUUUGAUUCUGUCCGUCGACGUAUGAGUGUAAUUGUAAAGAAUGAAGGAGGAGACAUCAUUCUAUUUUGUAAAGGAGCAGAUUCAGCAAUUUUCCCCAGGGUUCAAAACCAUGAAAUUGAGUUAACUAAAAGCCAUGUGGAACGUAAUGCAAUGGAUGGGUAUCGGACACUCUGUGUAGCCUUUAAAGAACUCACUCCAGAUGAUUAUGAGAGAAUUAACAGACAAUUAAUUGAGGCCAAAAUGUCCUUACAAGACAGAGAAGAAAAAAUGGAAAAAGUUUUUGAUGAUAUUGAAACAAACAUGAAUUUAAUUGGAGCUACUGCGGUAGAAGACAAGUUACAAGAUCAAGCUGCAGAGACCAUUGAAGCGCUGCAUGCAGCGGGCCUGAAAGUUUGGGUGCUAACUGGGGACAAGAUGGAGACAGCCAAAUCCACAUGCUAUGCAUGUCGCCUAUUCCAAACCAGCACUGAGCUUUUGGAAUUGACCUCAAAAACCAUUGAAGAAAGUGAAAGGAAAGAAGAUCGAUUGCAUGAAUUAUUGAUAGAAUAUCGUAAAAAGUUGUUACACGAAUUUCCUAAAAGCACUAGAAGCCUUAAAAAAACAUGGACAGAACAUCAGGAAUACGGAUUAAUCAUCGAUGGUGCCACACUGUCACUUAUACUAAAUUCUAGUCAAGACUCCAGUUCAAACAACUACAAAAGCAUUUUCCUCCAGAUCUGUAUGAAGUGCACUGCAGUGCUCUGCUGCCGGAUGGCACCGUUACAGAAAGCCCAGAUUGUCAGAAUGGUGAAGAAUUUAAAAGGCAGUCCAAUAACUCUGUCCAUAGGUGAUGGUGCCAAUGAUGUUAGCAUGAUUUUGGAAUCCCAUGUGGGAAUAGGGAUUAAAGGUAAAGAAGGCCGCCAAGCAGCCAGGAACAGCGAUUAUUCUGUCCCAAAGUUUAAACAUUUAAAGAAACUGCUAUUGGCCCAUGGACAUCUGUACUAUGUGAGAAUAGCACAUCUUGUACAAUAUUUCUUCUAUAAGAACCUUUGUUUCAUUUUGCCACAGUUUUUGUACCAAUUCUUCUGUGGAUUUUCACAACAGCCACUAUAUGAUGCUGCUUAUCUUACAAUGUACAACAUCUGCUUUACAUCCUUGCCUAUCCUGGCCUACAGUCUGCUAGAACAACACAUCAACAUUGACACUCUGACCUCAGAUCCCCGAUUAUAUAUGAAAAUUUCUGGCAAUGCAAUGCUACAAUUGGCUCCUUUCUUAUAUUGGACAUUUCUGGCUGCCUUUGAAGGAACUGUGUUCUUCUUUGGGACAUACUUUCUUUUUCAAACUACAUCUCUGGAAGAAAAUGGAAAGGUAUAUGGAAACUGGACCUUUGGAACUAUUGUUUUUACAGUCUUAGUAUUCACUGUAACGCUGAAGCUGGCCUUGGAUACCAGAUUCUGGACAUGGAUAAACCACUUUGUGAUUUGGGGAUCAUUAGCCUUUUAUGUAUUUUUCUCUUUCUUCUGGGGAGGAAUUAUUUGGCCUUUCCUCAAGCAACAGAGAAUGUAUUUUGUAUUUGCUCAAAUGCUUUCUUCUGUAUCCAUAUGGUUGGCCAUAAUUCUUCUAAUAUUUAUCAGCCUUUUCCCAGAGAUUCUCCUGAUAGUUUUGAAGAAUGUAAGAAGGAAAAAUGCCAAGAAAAAUCUGAACUGUAGAAAGGCAUCUGACACAUUAUCCGCCAGACCUUCAGUCAGACCUCUUCUUUUACGAACAUUCUCAGACGAAUCUAAUAUAUUGUAACAGAAUCCAAGUGUUGAACUGCCUAUGUUAUUGUCCUACAAGCCUAUUGACAGUUGUUACAGCUAAAAAAGAAAGCAUGA
Molecule: messenger RNA, 3615 nt
Organism: Dipodomys ordii (Ord's kangaroo rat)
Lineage: Eukaryota; Metazoa; Chordata; Mammalia; Rodentia; Heteromyidae
Gene: Atp11c
Product: ATPase, class VI, type 11C
Exons: 30
Coding region: 146-3535 (1129 amino acids)
Biological process (GO): phospholipid translocation
Cellular component (GO): recycling endosome; trans-Golgi network; endoplasmic reticulum
Molecular function (GO): ATP binding; ATPase-coupled intramembrane lipid carrier activity; magnesium ion binding
Source: RefSeq, a predicted model, not a curated record